Stegastes partitus (bicolor damselfish) is the source of this 4748-nucleotide messenger RNA. RefSeq names its product desmoglein-2-like. Gene Ontology annotation, molecular function: calcium ion binding. NCBI's taxonomy places the organism in Eukaryota, Metazoa, Chordata, Actinopteri, Pomacentridae. Gene Ontology annotation, cellular component: desmosome; plasma membrane. The transcript is spliced from 15 exons. The record is from RefSeq and is a predicted model, not a curated record. Gene Ontology annotation, biological process: homophilic cell-cell adhesion. The coding region runs from base 61 to 3777 and encodes 1238 amino acids.
ACUUCUAGUUCACUUCGUUUCACAGACUCUGUGGACUUCAUCCGGAUUUUUUCUUCAGUCAUGAUUCGGGUUUCUUCGUCCGUGUUCGUGUUGCUGCUGUUUGUGCUCCAGGCUGUAGCUGUGGUGAGAGCCAACUCGGUAGACAAACUCAUAAGAAAAAGAAGACACUGGAUUACCCCACCAAAACUACUGCAUGAAAAUGAAGACUAUACCGAACUGGAAUCUAUUGCCAGGAUUCACUCAGAUUGGGAUGAUGGCAAAGGGAACCUUGUCUACUCCCUGAAAGGCAUUGGUGCGAGCCGACAUCCCUUCCAUGUGUUUGUAGUUAACCCUGAUACUGGACUGAUUCGUGUGACCAAAGUGCUUGACAGGGAGUCCAUCAGUAUGUACAAUCUGACAGGCGUUGCUAGAUUCAACAAUGGCAGUCAGGCGGAGGAAAACAUUGACAUACGUUUCAAGAUUGUAGACGAGAAUGACAAUGCUCCAGUGUUUGGAGACAUAAAGCCUGGGGAGGUGAAUGAGCUCAGUCCUAGAGGAACUUUAGUUAUGAAAGUCAAUGCAACUGAUGCUGAUGAACCAGGGAAUAACAAUUCUAUGAUUGCUUAUAGCAUCAUAGAGCAGAGGCCACCUGAUGACAUGUUCUACAUGGACCGUAAUGGGAACAUCUAUGUCAACAAGCUUGGGCUGGACAGAGAGAAAGAAGAUCAGUACAUUCUGCUGGUGAGAGGUCAAGACUCAAAUGGCCAGCCCGGGGGGAAAAGUGGAACCGGCACUGUUACCAUUAAUGUACUCGAUGUAAAUGAUAAUGUUCCCACUCUGGAAAAAGAUAAGUAUGAGGCAAGCAUUGAGGAGAACACAGAAGGUGUGGAGGUGAUGAGAAUCAAAGCAGAGGAUCUGGACCAGGACCACACAGACAACUGGGAAGCUGUGUUUGAUAUUGUCAAAGGCAAUGAGGCUGGGUACUUCAGCAUUAAAACAGACCCCGAGACCAAUGAGGGCAUCCUAAUGCUUGACAAGCCUGUGGAUUAUGAGGAUGUGAAAGACCUUGAACUAGGGCUAGCUGUAAAGAACAAGGCUCCACUGUUUGAUGGACCUGGGGUAAAUCCUGGAACUGGAGGGGCAGGGGCAGGGGCAGGAACAGGGGCAGGGACAGGGACAGGGACAGGAAGUGGAGGGAAACCAAGUGGAUCAGCUGGUGCCGGAGCUGGGUCUGGUGGAUUACCAAAGGGGAAAAAAGUUAAAACCUAUCCCAUCAAAAUCAAUGUGAAGAACCAGCCUGAGGGGCCACGUUUUGAUCCCAAAGUCAAAGCUAUUCCCAUCUCAGAAGGAGACUCCUUCGACUUUGAUGAUGUUAUUGCCAGCUACCCUGCAAUCGAUGGAGACACUGGAAAACCAGCUGAGAAUGUCAGGUAUGCCAAGGGCUCAGACCCUGACAACUGGUUCACCAUCGACCCAAAGACAGCUGAGAUCAGACUGAACAAGAUUCCUGACAGAGAAUCUCCAGUCCUGGUCAAUGGGACAUAUAUCGCGAAAGUACUCUGCAUAACAGACGAUAUGCCAGCUAAAACAGCCACCGGCACGAUAGCCAUCCAAGUGGAAGAUUUUAAUGACCACUGUCCUAUCCUAACGAGUAACACCCAGACAAUAUGUACCACAGCGGAUACUGUUAUUGUCAACGCUAAUGAUGAAGAUGUGUACCCUAAUGGACCUCCUUUUGACUUUGUCAUUGUCCCAGAAGGCACAAAGGGAAAAUGGCAAGUGGAUUAUCUCAAUGACACUGCAGCUAUCUUGAAGGCUCAGGAGUCCUUGUGGCCUGGUUUCUAUGAGGUGGAAUUUGUGGUGAGGGACCGGCAGGGACAGGCCUGUCCUGAUCCACAGAAAGUACAGAUAGAAGUUUGUACCUGUGCAGAUGGAGUGGUGUGUGAACAACAAACUGUCAGUGGCCAUUCCAGCAAGGGGGUGGAGUUAGGACCUGCAGCCAUUGGACUGCUGCUUCUGGGUCUGCUGCUGUUACUAAUCAUCCCUCUGUUGAUGCUCCUCUGCCAGUGUGGGGGCAUUUCCGGUUUUCCAGAUCUGUUUGCUGAGAUGCCUUUUGACACCAAGACACACCUCAUUAACUACCACACUGAGCGCCUGGGAGAGAACACGGAGGUACCACUACUGAACAUGCCAACACAAGUGGACGGAAAUAUGGUAACCAUGGGUGCUGCAAAGAAAACAGCAAUGGCACCUGUGGCAGGCUUGGAUUUCCAUCAGUCCAUCACCUCUGUGAAUGGCAUGAAUGGGGGCACCUUUCAAGAGGGUUUUUUAAGCACCCACAGAGAAGGAAUGUGGGGGAUGAAUCAGCAGGAUGGCAGUGGAUUCUUCUCUGAUUUUGAGAGCAGAGAAUCAGGAGGAGGUGGAGAAAUUUAUGACCUCAUAGCUCUGCCGGACCACUUACUGGAACAGUACUACAAUCAGGCCACCAGUGGAAAUGACAACCUUAGAUUCAAGGAUGAUCUUUUGAUGUAUGACUAUGAGGGCAAGGGCUCCUCUGCAGACUCAGUGGGCUGCUGCAGCCUUUUAGAAUCUGAAAAUGACCUGCAGUUCCUCGAUGACCUUGGACCGAAAUUUAAGACUCUUGCUGAGGUGUGUGGAGGCACAAAGAUCUCAACUGAGGUCAAACAAGUGUGCUCUCCUCCACCCAGCUCCUCUAUCCCCAGUACCCAGGCUUCAGUAUCAAAUUUGGUGAUGGCCCAACAGCUGCCCCCUUCACCGAAACUGCAACCAACUAUCCCCAAAACAGAGCAAGCUGUGGUCAGGAAGACAGCUGAGGGCUCUCAGUUGGUGAUGGAAAGCAUGGCCACAGUGAGAGAAGGGAUGACCACAGUCAAAACACUGAAGGAGAGGAUGGCCACAGACAAAACAGGCCUGGAAGGGAAAACAGGAAUGGUAAAUCAGAUGCUUCUAUUGCAGCAGCAGCAGCAGCAGCCUGUCUACUAUACCACCACCCCUGUGUUGCAGCCGAUGCACUAUGUUGUCCAGCCACAAGUUCAGAACACCAUGCUGGUGACUGAAGUACCAGCUACCAACCUUCCAGGUAUGGUACUGGUGGACAAUAAUGAGAUCCAUGGGAGCUGUGCCAACCUAAUCCACACUGGAAACUUCUCUGGUGUCCAUAGGAGCUGUGCCAACCUGAUCCACACUGGAAACGUUUCUAAUGUCCACGGGAGUUGUGCCAGCCUGAUCCACACUGGAAACUUUUCUAAUGUCCACGGGAGUUGUGCCAACCUGAUCCACACUGGAAACUUCCCCGAUGUCCACAGGAGCUGUGCCAACCUGGCUCACACUGGAACCUUCUCUGAUGUCUCCAGUUGCUGUGCCAACUUGAUUGAUACCAGGAACGUCUCUGAUGUUCAUAGGAGCUGUGCCAACCUGAUCUACUCUGGAAACCUACCUGGUGUCCAUGGGAGCUGUGCCAAUCUAAUCCACAAUGGAAACUUUUAUGGUGCCCAGCCCAUGAUGGUUGUUGAGGGCAAGGCCCCUGCAGGGUCAAUGAAAGUGCGAAAGGGGAGCCAAACCUGCCUUAUUCAAGGAGGUACUCUACAGUGUGCAGAGCUUUCAGGAUCUCAGAGAGUCAAGGUGGUCAGAGAACCAACAAGCAGCAGAGGGAAGGUGGUUGAGCAGGCAGGUCUAUCCCAGAAGAGGUCUUCAGCUUACAAAGAGUUCCCUCCAGCAAGGGAAGGCCAUCCAUUGUCUGUCAGAGCAGCAAGUAUGCCUUUUCUACCACCAGCGUGAGCACAAUCACCACCUACCUCAAGGUGGUAAUGCAGAAGAAAUGUAGUGAAUCCGAAUGUGUAAAAAGACCCAUUUAAUGCAGUUCAAACUUUUGGCAAGGCAAUCUUUUUAUUCGGUUUUGUGACAGACACUCUCCAUGUGCAUGUUUGUUUAUUUGUGGAGGAUGUGCUGCUGCAUAUUUACACUACAGCUUCCACUUGACACGAACAUUCAGUUAAACAGCCUCUCAUGAUAUAUGAAUAUAUAUAUUUAUAUAUUCUCUCAACAUAUGAAGCAUUAGUUAUAAGCAUUCAACAAAUAUUACAUUAAAUAAGCAUUAUUUGUGAACUGGCACAACAUUUUUAAAUUGUACCGACCAUUAAUGUAACUGAUAAACUGACCUUUCUAGGACCAGCAUUAGGUCAAGAUUUUAAUGUGUCCAAUACAAAUUUAAACAUAUUCUAGUCAGCCUCAGCUGUACUUUCUAUUUACUGCCUAUUAAGAUAUGGUAGUAUGUUAACACACUGACCAAAUGCUGAUGACAAAGCUCAACAUGCCAACAUUUUUGCGAUCAGGUUAGCAGGGUAAUUUUACCAAAUGCCUCUGAGUAAAUAGGAGUGAUUGUCACAGUAGUUGCCGCGUGGCGAUACCAGUGUUUUGCAAUUUGAAUAGCCAAAAGCAGGCCCCAACCCAUCACGGCUCCAGACCACCACAAAUCCUACCAGUCAGCAGAAAGCAGAUUUUAUAACCCCUAACCUCCAAACCCUCCACCUUAAUAUCAUCAUGUAACUAAAUAGAGCAUAUUGAGCUUUAAUUACAGGAAAAUGUUAGCAAAAAUGUGACAGGGCACAGAAGGUAGAGAAGUUUUGCACCUAGUAUAAAAAGGGUUGGUAAUUGUCCCAGUACCAAUAAUCCACCUGUGAAGCAGAUGUUUCAUUUCAUUAAAAAUGGUUCCCUUUUUGUCUUUUUGUUGUUGGUGGUGGUGGUUUAAA